Molecule: messenger RNA, 938 nt
Organism: Myotis davidii
Lineage: Eukaryota; Metazoa; Chordata; Mammalia; Chiroptera; Vespertilionidae
Gene: AIRIM
Product: chromosome unknown open reading frame, human C1orf109
Exons: 5
Coding region: 168-779 (203 amino acids)
Cellular component (GO): nucleus; cytoplasm
Source: RefSeq, a predicted model, not a curated record
CAGAGGAACUGUGGCCGUAGGCCAGCGGUUCCGGCGGGUCCUCAGAAUUGGACGGGCGCUGAAGCGACCGGCCGACCGAAGGGCAAGAGACAAGAUUCCGGAAGCACAACAGGUCUGGCGCUGGGGCGGCCGGGCUUGGGCCCCGGGCAUCCGCCGUCUGCAACCCAAUGACUCCAGACGGGCCUCUGCUGGCGGUGCAGGCGGCCCUGAAGAAGUGCUUUCCUGUGGUGGAGGAGCAGCAGCGCCUGUGGCGGAGCAGCCUGAGCGACUGCCCGCCGCUCCUGGCCUCCCUCUGCAACCUGGCCGAGCAGCUGCGGGCGGCGCAGAACCUGCGCUUUGAGGACGUGCCGGCGCUGCGGGCCUUCCCGGGUUUGCAGGAGCGGCUGAGGCGCAAGCAGCUGGAGGCCGGGGACGCGGUCCUGGACCAGCUCGGAGAGCGGCUAGCUGCCCUCCUCAAGGUGCGUGACACUGUCAGCAGCCACGUGGGACAAGUGCUGCAGAUCUAUGAGCAGCAUGCAGACGCAAUCGGCAUUGACGCUGUCCUGCAGGCUUCAGCGGUGAGCCCCUCUGUGGCUGACAUGUUGGAAUGGCUGCAAGAUAUUGAGAGACAUUAUCAAAGUUCGUACCUGAAGAGAAAGUACCUCCUGUCCUCAAUCGAAUGGGGAGAUUUGGCAGGAAUCCAAGCUUUGCCCACAGCCUGGGACCGGAUUUCGGAAGAUGAACACCAAGACUUGGUACCAGACAUCCUACUGAAUGUUUCCUUCUCCCUGGAAGAGUAAGGAAGCCAUGUGCUUAUCUGGAGGUCAGAGGGACACAGUUGAAGACCAGCAGUGCCGCACUCUGCUAUUUCUUAAGAAAUAUCGAUAUUGCCCUGACCGGUUUGGCUCAGUGGAUAGAGCGUCGGUCUGCGGACUGAAGGGUCCUAGGUUCAAUUCCGG